Panicum virgatum (switchgrass) is the source of this 1459-nucleotide messenger RNA. RefSeq names its product caffeoylshikimate esterase-like. The transcript has a single exon. NCBI's taxonomy places the organism in Eukaryota, Viridiplantae, Streptophyta, Magnoliopsida, Poales, Poaceae. Gene Ontology annotation, molecular function: lipase activity. The record is from RefSeq and is a predicted model, not a curated record. Gene Ontology annotation, cellular component: membrane. The coding region runs from base 188 to 1165 and encodes 325 amino acids.
CCACAGGAGAGUCCAAUAAAACUGGCGCUUGGGGCCUUGGGGGAGGGCAGCCGGCGGCGGCGGGCAGUCCAACUCCACCACCAACGCUCCCCUUGUUUCCACCCCACUACAAGUCUGCAAGAGAGGGAGAGAGCCCGAGGGAGCCAAGCUAGCUAGCACUAGCAGCGGCAGCGGCAGCGGCGGCGAGAUGGUUCACCCGAUCGCGGAGGCCGACGAGCGGAGCCCCUUCGGCAGCCUCACCCCGGAGGAGUUCUACGCGCGCCACGGGGUCACCCACACCACCUCCUCCUUCGUCAACCCGCGGGGCCUCCGCAUCUUCACCCAGCGCUGGGUGCCCCGCGGCGGCGGCGUCCUCGGCGCCGUCGCCGUCGUGCACGGCUUCACGGGCGAGUCCAGCUGGAUGGUGCAGCUCACGGCCGUCCACCUCGCCGCGGCGGGGUUCGCCGUCGCGGCGCUCGACCACCAGGGCCACGGCUUCUCCGAGGGCCUCCCGGGCCACAUCCCCGACAUCGCCCCGGUGCUCGACGACUGCGACGCCGCCUUCGCCGCCUUCCGCGCCGACUACCCGCCCCCGCUCCCCUGCUUCCUCUACGGGGAGUCCCUCGGCGGCGCCAUCGCGCUGCUGCUCCACCUCCGCCGCGGGGACCUCUGGCGCGACGGCGCCGUGCUCAACGGCGCCAUGUGCGGGGUCAGCCCGCGCUUCAAGCCGCCCUGGCCGCUCGAGCACCUCCUCGCCGCCGCCGCCGCCGUCGUGCCCACCUGGCGCGUCGCCUUCACGCGCGGGAACAUCCCCGAGCGCUCCUUCAAGGUGGAGUGGAAGCGCCGGCUCGCGCUCGCCUCGCCGCGCCGCACCACGGCGCCGCCCCGCGCCGCCACCGCGCUCGAGCUCCUCCGCGUCUGCCGGGAGCUGCAGGCGCGCUUCGAGGAGGUGGACCUCCCGCUCCUCGCCGUGCACGGCGCCGACGACACCGUCUGCGACCCGGCCUGCGUCGAGGAGCUGUUCAGGCGCGCGGGGAGCAAGGACAAGACGCUCCGCGUCUACCCCGGGAUGUGGCACCAGAUCGUCGGCGAGCCCGAGGAGAACGUCGAGAAGGUGUUCGACGAAAUCAUCGCAUGGCUCAAGGCGCGCGCCGCCACCGCCGUCGGCGCGCAACAACAGGAGUAGUUCCGGCACGCGUCCUGCGUGCGCGCCGCGCCAUGGCCGCGUGGUCCGUUCCACGGCGGAUUCUAGAUUCCUUCCUCCCCUGCUACCACCAUCCAUCCACCACGGCUCCAGGUCCAGCAAUAAACUUGUGUGCUGAUUAGUGAGUGAAUCUGUUGUGCGAGCCGAGAUCUCAUCCUAUGGUCCCGGUCUACCAUCUGCGGCUGCUUGAGAUGCCGCCACCAUUGCUACCGAUCAUGAAUCUUGUUGAGCUUUUGAUCCUUGAAUUUAAUGGAUGAGUAACAUUUCUGUCGUCUC